AACCAAGCCCCUGGGGAAGCACUGUGGCACACAGGGCACUGACACUCAUUAUUUCUCAUGCUCCCUGCCCUCUUACACAGGCAGAAGAUCAGAAGGCAGUGGGGUAAUUUGCCCAUUAGCAGAGGGCUGGCCAGCGUCUGUGCAGGGAAAUUGCAGGGGCUGAGAGCGAGGGUGGGGGCUGCCAAGGAAAUGGCGUCAUCAAAACAGCCUGGUGGUACACACACAGGAGAUCGGGGCUUGGCUGCUGUGAGCCACGUGUCCCAUCACGGUCAGCUCCUCCCCAUGAUCACCAGCCCCCAUAAAAAGCAGCCCAGAGUGAGGGAUGGCAUCCACCUCUCCUGCCUGGCUCAGCUCCGGAAAAGGGCUCAGCUCUCUUCACACCAAGAUGUCUUGCUACGACCUGUGCCCACCAAAAACCAGCGUCGCCGUGCCCCAGCCCAUCGCUGAGAGCUGCAACGAGCUGUGUGCGCGCCAGUGCCCCGACUCCACUGCCUUCAUCCAGCCGCCACCCGUCGUCGUCACCUUCCCUGGCCCCAUCCUCAGCUCCUUCCCCCAGCAAGCCGUGGUGGGCUCUUCCGGAGCACCCGCCUUUGGGGGCUCCCUGGGCCUGGGGGGCCUCUAUGGUGCCGGGGCCACGCAGGGCUCGGGGGGCCUCUGCACCUUUGGCAGGCCCUACGUUUCUCCUGCCUGCAGUCCUUGCCCCUUGCCCCGCUACAGCAGGAAGCUCUGGAACACUUGUGGGCCUUGCUAAACCAAAACCUAUCCUUACAGCUCUUUCUGGCAGAAACCUUACUUAGUAGAAGCAUUCCAAGUCGAUGUCGCUGGUGAUAUUUUUCAACGUUUGGCUCUUCCUUUCUGCAUAUUUGUCUAUAACUCUACUUUAAUCAACCUGUUACUGAAUGUGAUCUUAAUUACGUUGUAUAUCUUUUAAUACUUCAUUUAGUUUACAUUUUUUGUUUUUAUUUUUC
Messenger RNA from Numida meleagris (helmeted guineafowl), 968 nucleotides. RefSeq names its product scale keratin-like. The transcript is spliced from 2 exons. The record is from RefSeq and is a predicted model, not a curated record. Gene Ontology annotation, cellular component: intermediate filament. The coding region runs from base 323 to 751 and encodes 142 amino acids. Gene Ontology annotation, molecular function: structural constituent of cytoskeleton. Lineage: Eukaryota; Metazoa; Chordata; Aves; Galliformes; Numididae.